Messenger RNA from Octopus sinensis (East Asian common octopus), 3234 nucleotides. RefSeq lists its product as uncharacterized. The coding region runs from base 529 to 1530 and encodes 333 amino acids. The transcript has 6 exons. Lineage: Eukaryota; Metazoa; Mollusca; Cephalopoda; Octopoda; Octopodidae. Gene Ontology annotation, molecular function: protein binding. The record is from RefSeq and is a predicted model, not a curated record.
UAGUAGUCAAUAGCGUAGCGGCGACGGCGAGAGUAAACUUAUUACCUUCCGCUCCGUCAACCAUCGCCACCGCCCUCCUCUUCAUCACCGCCACCCCCAUCACUACUAAACAACAACAAAAUCCACCACCGCUGCCACUUCAUCACCGCCACUCCCACCACCACCGCCAUCAACAACAACAACAACAACAAGAUGAUGAUGAUGAAGAGAACGAUGGCUCUCUUACAGUUACAACAUGCUGCUACCGGCUCGUCGGGUGAUACGAGCUAGCAAGCAAGAAAGACAUUCAACGGAUUUACUUUUAUUUACUAGAACAGAUAUAUCCACCAUAAUAUUUUAAAGUCUUCUAUUUUCUUCUUCUUUGUUAUUAUUAGUAUUAUUAAUAUUCUUUCUGGUGUGAACUUUUGUUACGAGGAGUUUAGCUGAGGAGGACAAUGUAAAUGUAAUGGAAAGUUCAAAGUGAGAUUAUGGAAUUCGGUAUGGAUCGUAAUGCCCAAAGCCGUUGCUUAUUUAGAUUGAUGGAAAAAUAUGGGUGUACAGUUGCUGGCCACUUUACAAAUAGUUAGUUUGUUUGCUGUGAUUCAGAUCACAGUCUGUAGCAGUGACGUCACAGGUACCAUCCAGCAUCGUUUGAAGAGGAAUACCACAGACAAUAACCAAGUGAUUCUAAGAAUCGCUCAACCUCCUCACAGACAGAUAAAAUGCAUCUAUCCAGAAGUUCCCUGUGCAGAUAGCAGGCGCUGUUAUCACAGCAUAUAUGAACGCUGCAAUGGCGAAGAAGACUGCUAUGAUGGGUCCGAUGAGUUUGGUUGUCGGACACCGGAAAAUGAAAUUGAUGAGCAGAAAGAGCGUCCACCCCGACGGAAAGACAACUUUCCCGAACUCUUCAGGAAACUUGUCAUUGGAGUGAUGGUAAUCUUAGUACUGCUUGGAGUACUGGCUUGUGUGUGUCACUUUCAAAAGUACACGAUGCGGGCUGUCUCCUGGGACUCUGAUUCCCUCGAUUCUGUAUCAUCAUUUUCGGCCCAACCAGAACCUCAAGACACCACUGGAGGAAACGCAAUAUGUCUCACUGAUUUUAGUUUUCAAAAACCUGCUGAAGAAUUGUCCACUAUGACAACAUUAGACCCUUUCCCGCCUUCCGAAGUUAGUGGAGCCACCGGUGGGAGCAGCUUUAUGAUGCAGUCACCCCAGACGUCGACGUCAGCUUUAGAGUGCGUCAGUUGGGCAGAAAUACAUCCACCCCCACCAGGAAGCAGUGGUGCUACUGGUGGUGUUAGUGGUGCCAGUGGUGGCGGUGGCGGUGGUGCCACUGCUUCCAACACCUUGUCACCGACAUCCGCACUCGGGCAGCAGCGUGUGGACACGUGGGGUGUCCUGCAGCCAACAGUGCUGCCAUCUUCGCCACCAGCCUUACCAGUUGUACCACCCCGACCAUCCACCUCACCUGUAAUUAUAUCAUCCACUUCUGAUUUGCCCACUUAUGAAGAAGUUAUGACCCGUAGGCGGCGUGGAGAUGCUGAACUUUAAUAUCAAUAAUAAUAUUUCAAUUAUUGUUGAGGUUAUUAUCAUUAUUAUCAUUAUUAUUAUUAUUAUUAUUAUUAUUAUUAUUAUGCUCUAAUUCUAUUUUCAUGAUUUAGCUUCUCUUUCUUUCACUGCUCUUGUUUGUUUUUUGUUUUCUUUGUUUUGUUUUGGUUUCGGAUUUUGUUUUUUGUUGGGUUUUUUUUUUUAUCUGAUAACAAAAAUAUUUUCUUUGAAAUUGUGUGAUCUUUGUAAGAUCAAAGUUAGUGGCUUUCCAAAGAUACAAUACAGGAUUGUAAGAAUACAAAUAGCACAGACAAAAGAAAUUUAGCAAACACAUUUUUUGUGGGGCAGUGGGGCGGUUGAUGUAAUUAUAUCAAAAUUCUGGAUUUUGUGGGUGGUUAACUUUCUGAAUAGUAUAUCUAUUCCUUGUCUGUCCUCUGUUCUCCCUCACCAUUAAUAUGCUUAUAUAUAUAUAUAUAUAUAUAUAUAUAUAUAUAUAUAUAUAUAUAUAUAUUCUUUAUUUUUGGCAUUUUCCUUUAUUCUUCAAAAACUUUUUUGCUUUUUGUUUUUUUAAUUAAUUUGGUAACCUUUCUUCUAUGUUAAUUGUUAAAUAGAAAAUAAUAACCUUUAGACUGUUAAUGCAUUCAGUCUUGUGAAACACCCACAUCUUUAAAAGCAUAUCUAGAUUAUCAAAACACUUUGUUUCUUUUUAAUAUUUUUGUUUAUCAAAUGAAAGAAAUUUGGUUAUUAUACUUUAUCAGUAUCUUGUAAUUAUAUAAAUAUUGUUUCUAACAUUUAUAAAAAUCCACUGAAUCUGUUUAUAUACCACACUCUAAGAAUGAAACAUCAGGUAGAUUCUUUAAAAGAAUUUAAUUAUGAUUUAAUUAUAUAUCCAAUGUCUUUCUAUAUGUUUAUUUUUAAUUUGCCUUUAAGCUUAUUUUUACUUUCUGGUGGGCAUAGUGGUAUUUUAGUGUAAGAACCAGCUUCAUUUCCAAGUGAGAAGCAGAGUUUUUUUUUAUUUUAACUAUUGUAUGUCUUUGAGAAAGGUCUAAGUGUCACAGUAUUUUAUUUCUCCUCCCCUAUGGGUUUGAGCCUUCUUCAUGAAUAUGUAAAAUUUUUUAAAAAAUAUCAUGUUCUUCUCCUCUUCCUUUCACUGAAGAUUAAAAGAACAAGCUGGAAUUAGUUAUAUGUGGGGUAAGGUGAUAAUUCAAUGAUUGGAAACAGGAUUUCUAGAGCCAAAUAAAAGACAUGACAAAGCUUGUUAAUGAUUCAAAGCUGUUGAGUGUGUAAGGAGUGACCAACAGAAGCUACCAUGACAGACAGAUGUGGUGAUAGUCAAACUGACUAAAUGACAGGCAUAAAUGACCAGCAGAGAUUACUAUGAAUGAUAAAUAUGGUUAUGGCCAAAUAGACUGCCAGAGCUCACCAUGAUAAGCAAACAUGAGAGAGACAUAAGGAUUAAGCAACAGGUGUUACCAUGAUACACUUAUACAGCAGUAGGGUGAUGUUAAAAAAAGAUAGACAAACACACAGAAAGAGAGAGAGACAGAGAGAGAACAACUAGGAUCGAUAGUUGAAUAUAUGGAAUUAGUGGUCAUUUGAGAAAUAUGGUAAACAUUAACUUUAGCCCAGAACAUAUAUGCUACACUCUCACAUAAAUAUGCAUUCAUAUGCACAUAUAUAUUCAUGUUUUAAACAAUGUGUGAAUGU